GGUCACAACAUAUCCAUGCAGAGUAUCGAUAACUGCUUCGAUGCCUGCAUCGAUAGUUUGUCCAAUAAGCGGCUCAAGCGCAGCCAACUUAGUAAGGCUUCCAUUUUGCCUGUUUACAAAUUGGGAAAUUUGCGGAUUUAUAGGGUAGAGUUUCAAUAUCCUUGCGAUUUGGCCAUGACACCGAAGCCGCAAAAGUGUCCUACGGACAAUAACAGCAACAGCGAUUCAGAUAGUUUGUACUAUGGGGUGCAGGAGAGCUUUCCAUUUGCGCGGCACACUCGACCGCUGCUGGUGGCCAAUUGCUCAGAGUACGCGGUGGCCCACUCGAAUGUGCGCCUAAAGCCGGCGCGCCACCUGAACGAAGUGUCCUUUCUGCCACACAUCCUGAUUGCCAUGCGCCGCCUGAGAUUUACGCAGCUGCUCCGACUGCAAAGCUACGCCUGGCCCCACCUCGGCCAGGGUGAGGGCCAUGGCGCUGUUAUUGUGAGUGCACCGCGCAGUGGACGCACUCUGAGCUACGUGCCGCCGUUGUGCCAGGUGGUGUGCACCACCUUGACGGAACAGCGCCGUCGCAUGCAGCGCUGCUGGCAGCUGCAGGGCCCCAUUGCCUUGGUGCUAGUCGCAGAUUUGGAUCGCGUGCAGCAAACUGGCAGCCUGUGCAAUGCAAUGCUGCGCAAGGCCAAGAACGAGGAGUGGCUGACGUUGGUGCUGACGGUGCCCUCGGCCCGCACACCGGAGCUCUUUCAGCGCCUGCUUAACGGCGUCGGCUGCCUGGUGGCCACGCCGGCGCAGUUCUUAUGGCUAUGCGGGAAUGGCGUCAAGUUGCCUUCUUUGCGCUUUGUGGCCUACGACGAUGUGGACUUGAUGCCGGCGGAUCAGCUGCAAGAGGCGCAUCAACAGCUGCUGCUGCUGACCAAGCAGCAACGUCCCCAGCUGGUCAUCAACACGCAGUCGUAUGAGCCGAAGCUGCUGCACAUGCUGCGCGAGUUUAAUUCGCAGCCCAUGGUCCUGUUUGGCGAUGUGCUGGAGGCGGCUGUCUAUGGGGGCACACGGAUGCGCAUCUCACUGUUGCGACGGGCCGCCAAGUCGGAGGAGCUGUUGCGUGUGCUGCAUGAGCGUCCGCCGCAUUUGCGUCGCACUGUCAUCAAUUGUCACACGGAUGCGGACAUAUGCGAGCUGGUGCAGACACUGAAAGCGCAUGGCUAUGGUUGUUUACCCUAUUACCAGACGGCUGACUUGGCUGUGCGCGAACAGGUGCAUCGCUGGAUGCAGGACAGUCGCGGCGAGCUGUUGCUCUGCACCGAUCACUGCCCGGAGCUGGAUAUACGACAUGCGCACACGCUACUGCACUACAGCAUGAGCGCUAACUGGAGCCUGUUCAAGCUGCGACAUCUGGCGCUGGCGGACAAUUUGCGCAAUAGAUUGGCACUCACACAGCCGGGCGAGCAGUCGGAGCCAGAUACGCUACUCUCGCUGGUGCUGCUCGACGAGAGCAACCACAAACAACUGCCGCGUCUGGUGGAUUUUCUGCAAAUGCAUCAGCAUGUGGACGAGCGCAUCGUGCAGCUUGCGCGGCACAUACGCGCGCAGCUGGAGCGCGCCAAGUGCAAUGAGCCGGCAUUGUGUGAUCUACUUCUCAGCCUGGGCGGCUGUGUGGGCGCCCAGUGCGAGCAGCGUCAUCAGCUGCUGCCACAGGAUCGCCAGCUGGCGGUACCGCUGCCCGCCGGCGGCGAUGUCAAGCUACAGCUGAUACGCGUCUAUACGCCGGCGCAUUACUGUGUGCGUUUGUUGGAGCAUUUGCCGCUUGGCGGCAGCUGGCAAAGGGUGCCGCGUGACGCAACGCUGGAUCUGCAGCUGCAGCUGCUGCAAUCGCAGCAGUGUGUGCGUCACUGGCCGCCUCAGGCCAAAGAAAUCUGCAUUUACCGCAAUGCCAAUGGUUAUGAGCGUGUGCGCAUACUUCGCGUGGCGCACAUUGCUCAGGUGAAUCUCUCGCGUACCGAUGUGGAUGUCGAAGUGCAGGCACUCGACGUGGACACGCGUCGGUUUAAGACCACCAGCGGCCAACUAUACAUAUGCCCGGAGCAGCUGCGUGAGGCGACGCCGCUAGCCAUGGAUCUGCGCAUUCUGGGCCUGGUGCCGCACACAGGCGAACGCAGCUGGCACGAACAGGAUGGCCAGCAAUGUGCGGCGUGGUUAAAUGCUGUGCCGCAGCCCAAUUUCUUGCAGGCACGCAUUGUGCUGGCGCUAUCGCACACGCUCUUCGUUCAGGAUUUAGCCUUGACGAGCUAUGCGCCCAGUCUGAAGAUGCAUGUGCGUCGCCUGACCAUGUGCCAGCAGCUGUUGCGCAAGCAAUUGGCCAAGAAAUGCGAACAGGUUGUGGCAAAACAAUUGCAAUUCUUGGAGCAGAAUAGCAACCAGGCCAUGCUAGAGCCUCAAGUGGCUCAGCCACGGGAAAUGCCAAAGCUACUGACAGCCACGCCGCUCGCCAGCAGAUGCGGCAUCUUUGCCAAAAUGGCCAUGCAGCUGGGCAAGGAUAAUAGAAUGCGUUUGGAGCUUGAGAAAAAUCAACAAGAGGCGCAGCAGCAAUGUACGGAAAGAAAACCGACCGAACAGGAACUGCAGCAGCCGGCUGAAAGCAUAGAAGCUUUAUACAAAUGCCUAAUAAACUGCACGCUAAUGGAGUUGAAAGACAAGUGCUCACAGGAGCAGCUGCUGGCAGCUGACCCAAAGCACAAGCCCGAAGCUUUGCACAGUAACAUCAUGGAUCCGCAGUCGAAGCUGCCGCCAACUGCGCCAGUGACUGUGCGGCGCAGGAACAAACGAAAAUCGGUUGCGGUCAGCGAUAAAGUUCAUGAUAUGCAGCUACACAUUUCGGCGCGUGUCCUGCGCCCUGAGGUGCUGUACUAUCAAACGCGUUUCACGCUGGAACUGCAGAUUGUGCUGCCCGAAGAUAACUUGCCCUAUGAGGCACUGUUGCACAAUGGCUGUUGCAUUGCCUUCUGGACACUUAGCACAAGCGCCACGCCCAUUUAUCAGUUUAUAUUGAACACACACUGCGCCUACCAGCAGCUCAGGCAUCACAGGCAGGGUCGCACCGUCUAUGUGAGCCUGCUCAAGUCUCUGGCUGUCACAUAUCCACUCGACUUUGGUUUCUACAAAUUCAUGAAACCACAUCAUGAGAAGCUGCAUCUUCUGGAAAAGGAGCGUCGUGCGCGAAUUGCCAACUUUGAAGCGUAUUUGCUGCAUAAAGGUUAUAUCCCGGGCAGAGUUGCAAAGCGUGCGAACAGCUCGGACGAGCUGAGCAGCGACGAGCAGGCGGAUGAGAUGUCAUUCGACCCACGCGUGGAGCGUGUGGAGCGCGCUCGAGAUGACGCUGAAUUCAAUUGCGAUUAGGUACGUGGCCAUGAAAUGCAUUUUACUUUACCUUUUCGCUUGGGGGUAGUUUGAUUAGUUCGUUCUAGUUAGCGCCAAUAGAGCAUUAUAAAAAGUCUUCCGCAGCUCUACCGAGCUUAUAUUUGAAUUUUCUUUUUAAUUACCAUCGACACUUUGAACCGUAAAGCUUCGCGAUCGGAGCAGAUUUUUUAAGCAAAACUUAAGCUUAUGAAUUUUUGCAAGAAGUAAUCGUUCGAUUCUAAAGCUGAAUCGGAACACAACAUUUAAAUUUUAAAAUAUAACUUUUCGUUUUUCUAACAUUACGAAAAUGAAAUAUAAAUUAUACUUAAAUCGAUAUAUAAAAAAAAAAACAAGUAUAGUCUAAAAUAACUCGUGAAAUUGGAAGUUGAAACAAAAAAGUGAAACGAACAUUGAACCGUUAUUGAAAAAGUUACUAGUUCGAAUUCUGAGUUUUUAGAACAACAAUUACUUGAGAAUAUGAAAACAAUUAUUUUAUUUCAACAAAUAUUUUAAGCAUUAUUAAAUUAUAUGUGCCUGGCAUGCAAUUAUCUUAGUUUGAUUUUAGCUCACAGAAAUUCAUCUUUUUACACUAUCUUUUUAACUAUCUAACCAGAGCUGAAGUUUCUUCUAAGAAAAGUUAUGUAGCACACACUUUGAGAUUCUUUACGCCAUCGAAUGACAAUAGUUAUUAUUUCUAUCAGUUGGCUGUCAUUGUCAGCUGCUUAGUUUUAUCGUGUGCAAUGUGCAUUUGGCUGACAGAACAGGUGAAUGGAGAACAGAAAUGUGUCUGUCAUUUGGGAAAAGUGUGUGCUAGUCAUGUGACAGCGUAAUGUAAUGUACGGUCGGGCGGACAUCAGACAGGAAUUCUAUGUGUGCAAAAAGUAUGAACCAUGGCAAUAAAUGCCAUAUAGGGGCACAAAUUGUGUACGUGUGUGUGUAAAAACAAUUUACUUAAAACAUGAUUGAUGAUAACGCAAAACAAAAGAUUAUUUUAAGGAAUUUCAUUAACUGGGCAUUUCAAAAGCCUUAACAAGCCUUUUGUUUAAUUGACAAGAUAUUAUAAUUAAAGCAUUGAAUUAACUUUUAAAUAGAAUUAAUUGCUUUAAAAUGCGGUUCGACUAAGUUAAAGAUCUGCAGAGCCUUAAUAAAAACAAGAAGACGGUUA
Molecule: messenger RNA, 4558 nt
Organism: Drosophila virilis
Lineage: Eukaryota; Metazoa; Arthropoda; Insecta; Diptera; Drosophilidae
Gene: BoYb
Product: Brother of Yb
Biological process (GO): germ-line stem cell division
Source: RefSeq, a predicted model, not a curated record